AUGUAUGAAAUGAACAAUAUACUCGACAAGGGUUUGAAUGUAAAGCUAACGAAUGAAAAUAUUGUUGAAUUCACUGAGACAGGAGCUGUGUAUAAAGAUGUAGAACUACUGAACAAAAGAGCAAAGGGAAGAAGCAGGAAUAUGAACAAAGGGUGGAAACCUAUAAAAAUUUAUGUCAAUGAUGGCUCAGGAGGUUCAAACAUAAAGUAUGCAGAAAGUUAUAGAGUUUAUGCUCUCAAAGGUGAAAAGCCUUCAUUUAAGAACAGCUAUUCUAACGCAUAUCCUCAAAAGCUAACGGAUGGGGAAGUGGAUGAUAUGAAUGACAGCAAAAAUAUUAACAGAAAUGGCGACAGAGAUGCAUGGAAUUUGUUUACCAUCAGUCAAUUAAAGCAUAAGAUUUAA
This is a messenger RNA of Trichomonas vaginalis G3, 402 nucleotides long. RefSeq lists its product as uncharacterized. The transcript has a single exon. NCBI's taxonomy places the organism in Eukaryota, Parabasalia, Trichomonadida, Trichomonadidae. The record is from RefSeq and is a predicted model, not a curated record. Bases 1 to 402 code for a protein of 133 amino acids.